Spodoptera exigua (beet armyworm) is the source of this 2422-nucleotide messenger RNA. The record is from the annotation of a GenBank genome assembly. NCBI's taxonomy places the organism in Eukaryota, Metazoa, Arthropoda, Insecta, Lepidoptera, Noctuidae.
AUUUUAAUCAUGAUAUCUGAUAAAGUUUGCAAUUCCCUUCGUGUAUUACAAAUAAUUUAAAUGACUUUGUCCGUCAAUGACAUUGACGGAAUCAAGCUGUCAUUUUUUGACAAAACAAUACGUAUUUUUUGUCGUCAUACCGGACGAACGACCACGACCGGUUUUUGGAUGUUUAAGCUCAGUGUCAACCUUACCCGCUCAGCAACACACUACAUCAAACGCACAAUGUCUAGUCAAGAACAAGAUGUGCUGUUUGAAACAUUAAACAAUGCAGGAAUCAUCACUUUGAACAGACCAAAAGCUUUGAACUCUCUCAACACAUCUAUGGUAACAAAGAUACUACCACAGCUUCAAGAAUGGGAAAAUAAGAAGACCUUGGUAAUAGUAAAAGGGGCUGGUGACAAAGCAUUCUGUGCUGGUGGAGAUGUAAAAGCAGCCAUUGAUAAAGUGGAAGGCCCAAGGUUCUUCUACACAGAGUAUAAUUGCAACUACCUUAUCGGUAAAUACAAGAUCCCAUACAUAGCUAUCAUUAAUGGCAUUACAAUGGGAGGUGGUCUUGGUCUGUCUGUUCAUGGAAGGUACAGGAUAGCUACUGAGAAGACUGUCAUUGCCAUGCCUGAAACUAAGAUUGGACUGUUCCCUGAUGUUGGAGGCUCAUAUUUCCUGCCCAGGUUGCAGGUCAACUUAGGUCUUUAUCUGGGACUCACUGGUGACAGACUAAAGGGUUGGGAUGUAGUGAAGUCAGGUAUAGCAACACAUUAUGUACCAAGUAAGAGACUGUAUGAACUAGAAGUCUUAUUAUCCAGGUGCACUGAUGAAGUGGAGGUUGAUAACCUGCUGAACAAAUUCCAUGAACCUUCAGAACAAUUCUCAUUGUCUGACAAUAUCAAACACAUUAACUAUUGCUUUGCUGCUUCUACUAUUGAAGAGAUCAUUGAAAGAUUGGAGAAAGUACAGAAUGACUGGUCUGAGAAGACUUUAAAGACCCUCAGCCAGAUGUGCCCUGGUUCCCUAAAGAUCACAUUGCGCGCGCUACAGCGCGGCGCUCAGCUGGAGCUCGGCCAGUGUCUAAAGAUGGAGUACCGCGUCGCCUGCCGUGCUACUGAGAACCAUGACUUCCCUGAAGGAGUUCGCGCCCUCCUUAUCGACAAGGACAACAAUCCUCAAUGGAAGCCUAAGACCCUCGCUGAAGUAGACGACGACUACGUUGAGAGCUACUUCAAGAAACUGCCACAAGACAAGGAACUCCAGUUCUUCGACUCCAAGCUGUAAGCUUUGAUUCUUGUUACGUAAGCAGUAAGGUUCGAAAUUAUGCUGCGAUUGCUUCAGGAUGUAAGCGAAUUUAUAAUAUUUUAGUGGCUACUGAUAUGUCAUCAUUUAUAAGUGUUUUUUUACAUUAUUAAGAUCAUGAUCAAGCAUAUUAACAUAAUCACAUUACGCAGUGCUUCCUUCAUUAUUGGCCAUUGUUAUGCAGGUAUUGCAAGUGUUACCAUUGUUGAAAAUAUUUUAGAAUCGAACCUUCAUUCCCUGUGACCUUGCGUAUGUAAAUGUACGAAUAAAUAAAAUACUAAUCUAACAAUUUGAAUGUAUUGUGUGUAAGCAGUGUUUGUUUAAGAUAUAUUUUUUAGCAUUUUUAUUCUCAACGCAUUUCAGUAGCCACAUUUGACUGAUAAGAAAUAUGGUGCAAUUUGUAAUGCAGUUCAUAGCCAUAUAGUAUAGAUGCCAGGUUUAUUUCUAAGUCUUCCAUUUAAGAGUUCCUUAGAUUUUUUACAUUUUUUUUUUCAUAAAAUUUUAUAAUGUUUUGUUUUCUUUUUCUACCAGUAUAGCUAAGGGCUCGAACCUGUUUACGAUACUCAUUCAGCGAUCUCUUUAUCUAAGUGAAGAGAUAUUUCGUACAAUGAGCUCAUAAACAUUUGUAAUGCCAAUUAUGGCGUUCAAGUGCAAUUAAAAACAUUUUUUACCCAAGUGCCCUUACAUAUUAGAUAUAUAUGUACCAUUUAUAAUUGGUUUGUCAUGUUUAAUGUAUCAUGCAUUUUCUAUACCUACACAUUUCAUCUAGAUAGUCAUUUAGUGCAAUUAAGAACGUGGAUAAGGCAACUAGGUCAUUAGUUAACACGUAAAAUAUGUUGCGAAAAUGUGCCUUCUUUUUAUAAACUAAUAAGGUAGGUUUUUCAUUCUUUCCAUUAUAGUGUGAGGUUAUGUCAGUUAUAAAGAUUGUCUUGAGCUUUUGUAAAGAAAAAAGAAAUGGACCUAACUCUAAGGCAAUGUAUAUGCAUUUAUUUCGAUUUAUUUACAAAUUUUAAACAAAAAUUAAACCUAUGUACUUUAUUUGGAUGUAUAUUUUGUGUAAAAAUGUAUAUUAAACGUGUUUGUUGUCUGUUAACGUUAAUCAAAUAAAGAGCAAAUUAUGUACUUUGUAUAA